GGCAGAGUUAGAAAAAUCGCAGUAUAGAUCGAGACUUGAUUCGAGAGGGCAUGGCGUGUGAUAGCGUGCGUGCCGCCUCUCCUCAACGUGUUGCAUUGCUUGUUGAUGUUCGGUUGAGUAAUGUUUGUUUUGAUUGAUGCGGGACGAUUGUGUUGACUAAAGAUUGGUGAUUGUGAUUAGGAAUAAAUGCAGUGAAUGAUACGUGAUGUCAUGUCAGCUUGAAUGUUGAGUGUACUGUAUUUUGUCGUAUGUCAUUGAGUUUUAAUUAACCAUAAAUAUGGGGGAGACGAAUGACAUUGGUUCAGUGAUUAUGGAUGAGAUAGCUCUUGAGGGAUUAGAUGGGAUUACAAUUGAAGGUUUAUUUGUUAGAUUAAAAGAUAGGCCUGAGUUUGCUACUUCAUUGAAUGAUGCAUUCAAACAAUAUAUUUGGGAAAUUAUUUGUAACUUUACUGAAAUAGACAUGUUUGAAUUACCUGUGCCAAGAAAACCAUUGGUUGUAUUUAAUCGUUAUGACUAUGUUGAUCCGGAAUUAGGAAUGAUUCAAGAACCGGAAAUUCUACCAGAAGAGUUGUAUCCUCAUGUACCUGUUGAUGACAAAAAAAAAGGAAUUAGGGGAUCAUGUGCUCUAUAUAAUGAAAGAGUAUCUGUUUAUCAGAUGGCAAGUCAACUUAGCUUAGAAGAAGCUGUAGAAAGGUGGGGAACAAAACUUGUCAUCGUUGCUUCUCAACAAAUGCGUAACCUUGCCUUGAUGGGAUCCUCAGUUGAUCCAGAACUCGAGUUAACAAUACUACAAUAUUGCAUUUUGGAACGUGUGGGUCGCUCACGUCACUUAGGUGAGGUAACUCAGGGCCGGGUGAGUUUGCAGAUAACUGGAGAAGAUCCUAAGGCCCUUUUCUACCAUAGGAAGUAUCUCAUGAAACAUGGAUUGAUUGUGAAACAGAUUCAUCAUCAAAAAUCUGGUUCCCAGAAUUGCAGUGGUAGUUUACUUCAUUUGCCUAGAUUUUACGUAGAACGUUGGCCUAAAGUUCUUUUUCUUACCAAGCGUGUUAUUGAGAUUCUACGAGAAUGCAAGAAUUACAUUGCAGAUUAUGAUGAAAUACGUAAGAAACUAGGUCUUAUGAAUUCUCUGAAAAAGCUCUUCCAAACAGCAUACUUCCAGCGUUUUGUACGCACUGAUUUGAAACUCCCUUAUAGACAUCUCUAUCCUGAUGCCAAAGAAAGUGAAUGGCGAUCCCUGAACAAUAUGAAGGAAAAAAUGAUUCGUGUGAUCCAGUUGUUAGAUCCUAAUGCAGAUGUGGAUAUUAUGUCUGCUCGAGAAGAUGAAUUUGAUAUUGAUGAUGAAGAACAUAGUGAAGCAACAAGUUCUCGGGCAGAAUUCAAUGUAACAUUAAAUAGAAGCUUUUUAUCUCAAGCAUAUCAAGUAGUAGAAGGGGCUGGAGUCAAUGGUUAUAGUCAAAUGGAAUUAGUUGAGAAGAUGGGAUUACCAAAAUUGAGUGCAAGAACUGUAAGUCGUAAUCUCCUGAAGAGAGGUGUUGCAUCUACAUUUAUGAAUGAUGUCGGAAGGCAACGAGUCUCUAGAUUUCGUGCUCGUAAGUGGGAUCAACAGUGUACACGUAUACAGAAUAUUGAAAGAGAUAUAGAGCAUAUGCGUGCAGAAUUACUGAGCAAGGCACUUGGGGCUGGCCAUGAAGUCCCUAGUACAUCUCUUGGUAAUGCUACAAUUAAGUCAAUAAUUAAUCAGAAAGGCAGAAAACGAACAGCUGAUGUCUCUGUUGAUGACUUGAAGCUGGAAACUGAAGCAUUACCAGUGAAACGGACUUCAGAUGAAACUAGCCCUCAGAAAGAUUCAAUUACUGACAAAACUGCAGUUGUUGAGUCUGCAGGGACAGAAGUUGGUGAGCAUAACCAGAGUGUAGCUACAACAGUCUCAGCAUAUUCUUCAAGGCCUUUAUAUUGUUCUGUGGCAAAUUUCCACUCGAAGGAAGCAAUGAGAAAGCCUCUGCAGCAUCAAACAAAAGAUGGACCUGUUAUGACUUAUCGGAUCUUUAAACGGAUAAAUAUGAUUUUGGAAUAUGUUAAAAUCCACAAAGUAGUAGAUGACCAUUCCAAGUUUCUGAAGCUAAUUAAUGAAGAGGAGGAGAGGGAAGGUCUGACAGUAAAAAUAGAUAAGAAAUCAUUACUGCGAUUACUUAUUCGAUUAAAAGAAGAUGGUUGUUUGAAACUCCACUCUUAUUUGUUGACUGAUGGUGUCAAAGUUAAGACUAUGAUAUUUAUAUGUGAUAAUAAUGUUGCAUUAGAUCAUCCUGCCAUUAUCUCUGCUAUAGAACAGGCCAAGAUGAAGCUUUUUAUUGUGAAUCGAGAUAGUAUAAAUUUAGCUGUUGCUAGCUCCCCAAUCAAAGGAAUACAAUCCCAAAGAGCACUAAACAAAAAACAGAAGGUGACUUUCCUAUAUGAUAAAAAAAUUGGAAGAAAAUAUGGAUUUUGCCCAAAAUUUGUACGUAUGCGUACUUUACAUCAGUUUUUAUUCUAUCUUGUCUAUGGCUAUGAAGGUAAUAGUGAUUUGGACCAAAAUUUAGUUAUUCCUUUCCUUGAAUCAAAAGACGUUAUGGUGGAUGAUAGCUUGCGUUCUGAGUUAACGCAAGUGUACUUUCUUGACAUUCAUUGGAAAAUGUUCAUCCCUCCUCUUCCAGCUUAUUCUGGUGGGCCCAAGGGAUGGAGCAUCAUGUGCGAUAUCCUCCUACGACUUCCAUUAUCUUUAUUUGUGCGAAUAUUCAAUGUUUGCUAUGUGGUGACUGACCUGAAUGAAUACUUGCAACAUCCAGUUCGUCGUCAUUUCCUGGUUCGCCAAUUACCUGUUGCUAUGCAGAAUGGUCUUAUGGCAUUUCGAAAAUAUAUAUUUAGUAUCCAUGAAGUUUUGCAGCGAUUGUGUUACAUUGGCUUACUACAGUUUGGACCUCAGCGGCUUAAGGAGAAAGAUCAGGUGCUAAUAUACGUGAAUCAAAGAACCAGCUUACUUGAUACUGUUAAUUCAAAGCCUGGCUAUCACCAGAUAUCAGAAGAAGAAUAUCCUGAAAUAAAAUACGAAUUUAAAUCAAUGCAGGAUGUGGAAACAUACUGGUACAAUCUUUGGAAUAUCUGCAUUAACACCCAAUUGGGUAAAGACAUUGUUUUGGAGCAUUUGCCUUUCAAGCCUGCAAUGCUAGAAGCUUUGCAGCCUGUGAGACCUAGUCGAGCUCCUGGGAGGGAUACUGGUGAAGUACCUGGAGAUCGGAGAGGUGCUGCUGGUCUCGACUCUGCCAUUUUUGCUCAUCUCAAAAGAAAUUGGAAUUGGGCCAACAUAUCUACUAAAAUUGAAGAGCUCCCAAAGAAAGUGGACAGAAGAAAAUACCGAAUCAUGAAUUUGAAAGCAGCUCCAGUUGUUUUCAACAAAUCUGCUAUUAUUGUGAAACGCAGCAUAAAUUACUUGCAAAAGGGCCGCUUUACUGCUUUGCGGUCUGAACGCCGAACUAUUCCUCCAGCUGGGGCUGAAGUUCUUCUUAAAAAGAAGCCAAAAACCAAACCAAAUGUUGUGCGUCGAAUUGAAGCUCGCAAAUCACGUGUUCCACACAAACCUUUCUAUGAUGAGGUUGACUUAAAGGCUCUGCAUUUGAUGAGCAAGUUACGAGUGGAGUGGUCUACAGAAGAAGAUACACUAUUACUGCUAUGUAAAGUAGCCAGUAUGUAUUUGUGUCCUAAUCCACGACAGCAGACUAUAGCUUUGAGUUCUGUUCGAGACAUUCUUCAUUCUUGCAUUCCUGAAGCUCAGAACAAGACCUCCCGAGCUUGCCAACGCCGUGUUUUGUACAUGUUGAAGAAUUUAGCUACUUCAAAUAAUCUUGCUAUGCAUCUAGAAGAGCUGAAACAAGAUGAAGAUAUUUGUGAGAGAUUUGGUAGACCUGAGGACAAUGCUCGUGGUAAUCAUGAAAGUGCUGAAGAGUAUGAGAGACGUAUCCAUGAAAAAUUUCGCCUCUUAGUGAGUGAACUUCAAGGGAGAUCUCAUAGGAUGGUCACAGCUUCUGAAACAUAUUCUAGCACCAUUCCAGAUACAGCAGAAGAUUUUUGGACUUUAUUUGAUGUGGUGGAGCCAAGAACAGUCAUUAAAAGGAAAGGAGCUUUUCAAGAUGUUAAAAAUGUUGUAGAUAUCCAUUGUUCUGUUGUCAACACUAUUAUACACAGUUCCUUGUGUAGCACACCGGACAAAACAUCUUGGGCCUAUCAACUGUUCCGAGUUUAUCAGCAGUAUCCUGAUAGUCUCCUUCGUGCAGCCAUGGCCAAACUUAGGCAAGAUCAGAUGGUCUCUUUGAAGAAAUCAUAUGCUCGCUACAAACAGAAAGGAAAUUAUUUACCUGUGUCAUCAUCUCCUUAUCAGCUGUCUGUUUCGUACUUGCAGUUGAUUCAGACCAAAUACCAAUAUGGUGUUUUCCAUGAGUCUUAUGAAAUGAUCACAUUGUCUGUUGAUAUACCUGACCAAGUCAUUAUUCUCGAUCCGUGGAUCUCAGAGAGAGAUGAGACAUACACAAGAAUUGUAGAGCGUUACAAGGAUAUUCUCCAAACAUGCAGAACUGGUCGUGAUUCAACUACUUCUGCAUUGUUUCGCAUGAGCCUUGGCAAUGUGAAUGAUUAUGAUGAUCUCUGUGAGCCAGUUGAAAACCUGAGUGACAACUAUACUGAAGAAAUGCAGGAUACAAGUUUGGAGAAGAAUGUACACCAAAAAGGAAAUGAAAAUUAUGAUGAUAAUGAUUCUAAAGAUUUUAAUGUAAAAAACCAAUCAUUACAAAGUAAUGAGUUGCCAUUGAAUGUGAAAGACUGUUUUAUUGAAAACAAAAAUGCAGAAAAAGAAGAUAGUAUUAAUUCACCAAAUAAGGCUAAUAUUCAAAUAACAGAAUCCUUGAAAAUUACAGCUCACAUUCUAAAAAACACAGCAAUUACUGAUGAGAAAAAAGUUGAAUCUGUGGAAAGUAAUUCCAAGCUUCCAUUAGUAGUUAGUGGAAGUGUUAACAAACUGGAAAACGUAUCUCCAUUUAACACAACAGAGCCUACUCAUGAGCAAGAUUCAUCUUCUCUUCAUUAUGAUGCUUUGUCAGAUUCUGCACAGGAGAAAACGUGUGAUAAAACAAAUGACUCCUCUUUAGAAAAUAAUUCUGAUCCAUUGAAUGAGAGUAAUUCUACAAAAAAUGUUUCAUCUUGUACUCCAAUUCCAAAGCCUGUAUGUUGUGAAGAGGAAGAAUUUCAAAAAGAGAUGCACACUGACAGAGUUAUUUUAGCACAAUCAGAAAAAGUUUCUGAAAAAUUAGACACUACACAUGAAAUUAAAGGAACUACAUUGAACAAUUCAAGUGAUUGUGUAACACAAGCAGCUACAUUGAAACAUUCAAGUAAUAUUUCUGAUUCAUUAGCCCCAUUGGUGUCUGAGAAUGAAGCAAAAUCUAAAGCAAAAGAAGAAGAAAAUCAUACUGAUAAGAAAAAUUCUGGAGAGGCAGAAAGUACUUCAAAGUUAGAAAAGAACGUGAACCGAAAGUGGAGUCGGCUUGAUUUUGAUUGGACUCCAGAUAAAGAAUGGGAUAUUGAUUUUGACGUUUCAGAAAGAGCAGGAGAAGAGCCUGAUGAAGCAGAUGGUGCAGACGAUGAUAGGAUUAGAGGAGAUUACAUUAACAUGGAAGGUAACUCUGAAGAAGGGGAUGGAGCCCCUCAUAGCAACCAGCAAACAUUGGUUGCUCGUGCUGCUACCCGCAUUGCUCUUUUUAUGAUGAAAGAGGAAAUGGAUGAUUCCAAUCAGGUUAAAAAUAACCAACAUGCCCAUGACUUCUUUGUAGUAAACUCGUGUUCAGUUUUUUGCCAUAUAAAUAAAAAUAAAUGUGUGUGUACCAAUGAUUUGGCUGAGCCACAUUGUAAGCAACAUGAUAAAUGUAACUCAAAGAUUUUCCCUUUAACUCAAAAGGAAAUUGAUGAAAUUCUCAAUACCAUCAAAAGUCAAGCAAUUGUGUAUCUUCAAGAACCUGCUGUGGAGAAAUGUUUUGAAUGUGCCCCAGUAGAUUUUCAGCCCAUUUUGCAAGAAGUAAUUGACUUUGUGGAAAGCAAGAAACAUUUAGGUGUAACCCUUCCACAAAUCCAGGCAUUUUAUGAAAUUAGAGAAACUGGGACUGUAAAGUUGGCUGAAGUUCUUUCUCUGUUGGUACAUCACAGAGUAUUGAUUCGUGCUGGUGUAACUAUUCUCCGAUAUGUGCAUCGGCGCCACGUGUGGCCUUGGUUAGCUCAUACAUUUAAAUUUUUACGCCUAGAACGUGAAAAAGUUGUACCUAGUGGCUCAAGAAUCAUAUCUUGUUCUGAAGAUAAUGAUAAUACUAGUAAGAAUAUUGAAAAUCAAGAUGUUGGUAUGGAUACAGAAGAAACAUCCAAAGAAGUUUCAGACAAGAUUUGUGAACAAGAAGUUACUCAAAAUCAGCUGAAUACUGACACUUUGAUUUCUGAGUCUUAUGAAAACCUAAAAAACAUUCAUUCACAAACAGAGAAUGUCAGUGUCACAAGUAACAGCGAUAUGAUUACUAGUGUGAAAGAAUCUAUUGAAAUAACUGAGAACAGAAAUGAGAAGGCUACAGAUUCGUCAUCUGCGGAUUGUCAAAUAAAACCAACUGACAGUGUAACUCCAGAUAAUGUGGAAAAAAGUGACCUUGAUUCUGCAGGCAAGAAGGGAUCAAACCGUAAAUCAAAAGCAGCAGCAAGUCAUCCUUUGGGAACAAUUGGCAGCAAAGAUAUGAGAAAAGCUGCUCAAGUUCUUGCAGUCAAUGAAAAAGAUGAAAUACAUGUGCUUAUUCGACCAUGGAUACGUAUUAAUGGAACCUUGAAUCGGCGAGUGUUAGAUCGUUUGUUAGGAGCUGUUUUGGGCCAUGCAAUGUAUCAACCAGGACAGACCCUUCAUUCCUUUGGGCGACGUUUUCAGCCAGCAUUGCAACCUGUUCACACCCGUGAAUUAAUUGAAGUAUACCUAAUAUAUAUUUUAUUAACAUAUUUAAUUCAUAUUUUAAUUGAUCUUAAUUCAUCAUUUUUACAAACUAAUAAUAUCCUACAUAAACUUGGUUGUAUAAAAUUGUUGGUGCGAAAGCAAAAACAAAAAGUAACAUUAUUUUCAAAGCCAGAACCUGUUGUCCUCGUUGAAGCUGAUGGAACUGAAGAUGAUCAGGAGAUUAUUAUAGAAAUUGAAGUUGAUGCAAUUAGUCGCCUUGGUCAGUUCAUUGGUGAAAAGUCAUAUAGUCAGGAUUUUAUGGCAGCUCAAGAGCAAAUGUUUUCUGGGCGGGGUCCCUCAGAAGAGAAGUCACGGAAGAGAAAAAUAGACUCUGCUGAUGAUCAUACUGAUUCUUCUACUGUUGAACCAGAUGGUUGUUCUGAAAAGAAAAAAAUGAAAAUGUGAUUGAGAUUGUAAAUAUGGGUUUAUAAAAUUGAAUGAAUGUUAUGUUCUGCAUUAUGUAAAUACAAUAUGAUUGAUGUGCAUAUUUUGUCAAAAUGACACUUUGUUUAUGAUUGUACAUAAAGGUAAGUAUUAAAAUUAAGUGGUGUAUUUAAAAGGAUCAGAAUUUUAACAUAUGCAGGAAAUGCACAAAAUCUGUAGAUGGAAUGAAGUAGACUUGUACACGAUUCAUCUCUGAUUAUCAAGAAAAUAUGUAACUUGUUUGGAAAUUAUUAAAUGUUAGUAUUUAUUGAGAGUGAAUGUUUGUAAACAUCUAAACAGCUUUUAAAUGGAAUAAAUAAAGAUGAUUAUUAUAUUAUUAUUCCAAUUUUAGUUUACCCUAGGACUAUGUAGUUGUUGCAAGUUGCUGCGUUGAAG
Molecule: messenger RNA, 7858 nt
Organism: Gryllus bimaculatus (two-spotted cricket)
Lineage: Eukaryota; Metazoa; Arthropoda; Insecta; Orthoptera; Gryllidae
Source: the annotation of a GenBank genome assembly